Culex pipiens pallens (northern house mosquito) is the source of this 1348-nucleotide messenger RNA. RefSeq names its product protein unc-119 homolog (gene unc-119). The coding region runs from base 282 to 1052 and encodes 256 amino acids. The record is from RefSeq and is a predicted model, not a curated record. NCBI's taxonomy places the organism in Eukaryota, Metazoa, Arthropoda, Insecta, Diptera, Culicidae. Gene Ontology annotation, biological process: cilium assembly; nervous system development; lipoprotein transport. The transcript has 3 exons. Gene Ontology annotation, molecular function: lipid binding. Gene Ontology annotation, cellular component: cilium.
UUCGCUUCUGCUUCCAUAGCUUCCAACAUAUCGCAGCAUAUCAGGCCGCCGUCGUCGUCGUCGCCACCACAAAGGUGAAAAAAUAAACAAAAAAGUGACAUUCUGUGUCAUACCUGAUGGUCCAGUCGACGUCGCCGUCGUGAAAAAGGACACGAAAUGUUCUGAGCGUGACGUGAACGAAUAAACGAACGAAAAAAAAAGAAGGAUAAUAAUCGUGCGUAAGAUUAUUCAAUUGGUGUUAAAAUUCGCGUAGUCUUUUGUUACUGGAAGGACCAACCAGAAUGAGCGUCGUCGGAAAGAAGCUUUCAUCGAUUUCGUCAGCUGCCCCAAAGGGUUCGUCCUCGGCGGGGCCCAGUGAAGAAUCGGCUGCGAGUGCAGCAGCAGCAGCUACACCCAUCGGCAGCAGUCCACUGCCCGCGGUCAUCACGCCCGAUUACGUGCUGCAGAUGACCAAAAUCACCGACGACUACCUGUGCGCCCCGGAAGCCAACGUGUACGACAUUGACUUUACCCGCUUCAAAAUCCGAGACAUGGAGAGUGGGGCCGUCCUGUUCGAGAUUGCCAAACCUGGCCCACCGGAACAGCCCACAGCUGCAGCCCAGAGCAGUGCCACCGAUUCGUGUUCCGGUGCUGGGGCGGUCGAGGGAACCGAUGACCAUCCCGCCGCCACCGAACUCGACGAGGAACCCAUGGACUUGAACGCGGGACGAUACGUACGGUACCAGUUCACGCCACAGUUCCUCAAGCUGAAAACUGUCGGGGCAACCGUGGAAUUCACGGUCGGCGGGCGGAGUGUGAAAAACUUUCGGAUGAUUGAGCGGCACUUUUUCCAGGACAAGCUGCUGAAAACGUUCGACUUUGAGUUUGGCUACUGCAUUCCGUACUCGAAAAACACCUGUGAGCAUAUUUACGAAUUUCCCACCAUCCCACCGGAUCUAGUGAACGAGAUGAUUAUGAACCCGUUCGAGACGCGCUCGGACAGCUUCUACUUUGUCGACAACAGUCUGGUGAUGCAUAACAAGGCGGACUACGCGUACAACGGUGGUCUAUGAGCUUAAGUCUAAGAUUACGUACUCUCAAAACUCAUGAUUUAUAUUUUGUACAUUUGAGUGGACUACUCGUAGCACUACCAACAACUAAAGAUAUAUUAAUUAAUCGCUGGAAAGAACUGGAUCAUUAAGUGUCGUACAAGAACAAAGUUUAGGGAAUUAAAAAUGCAUUCAUAUAGAGAGAUUUCUUGAGUGGAAGAAGACUCAAGCGCGUAAACAAAUUGGAACUGUUUCAAGAUUCGUAUCAAUUAAUCUUAACAACAAGAGAAAAGCGUCAAUAUAAAGGGACUCGAAAAGAA